AUGGAGAUUGCGCCUGCGAACGUAGUUCUGGCAGCGCUGCCAGAGUCCGUCUUAGUUUUCUACCUCUUUCCCAGUAUCUCCGCGAAGAGUACCCUUACAUCGCUCUUCUUUGCCUUGCUGAUGAUCAACUUUCUGCUUUUCGCCAUCUACAAGCUUAUACUCUACCCUUUCCUUCUAAGUCCACUUCGUCACCUACCCCAAGCAAGUGGCUUCAAGCCACUCGUCGGACAUGGGAUCGUCAUGUUUCAGCGUCCUACCGGGCAAGCGCAUCUCAACAUCAUGAAAGCGGCACCUAACGAUGGCAUCAUCCGAACCCUGGGCUUCUUCCACACCGACAGGCUUAUCGUGAGCAGCCCUGCAGCUCUGUCAGAUAUUCUCGUGAACAAAAGCUACGAUUUUGAGAAGCCACCAUGGACGCGUGCUUUUUUACGAAAAUUCCUUGGCGAUGGCCUCCUCAUGAGCGAGGGCGGCGAGCACAAACACCAUCGCAAGCAGAUCAUGCCUGCGUUUCAUUUUCGACAUAUCAAGGAGCUGUAUCCGGUGUUUUGGUCGAAGUCGAUGGAGUUCUGCGACGCCGUUAAGACUUCGUUGGCAGAAGAUGCUUCCAAGAUACUCGAGAUUGGACACUACUCGACUCAAGUUACGCUCGAUAUUAUCGGGCUCGCCGGCCUUGGACGCGACAUCGCAUCGUUGCGCAGCAGCGAAGACGAGCUCGUCAAGAACUACGAGGAGAUAUUGGAGCCUACCGUGGAGAAGGGGAUAUAUUUUGCGUGUCAUCUCAUCUUCCCGCCGCGGCUAAUCGCCAUGUUGCCGUGGAAAUUGAACGAAAGAGUCAAGAUCACGACUGGUAACCUUAAGAGAAUAUGCACGGACUUUGUGGUGGACCGAAAGGCGAAGAUGAAGCAUGAGAGCCGCGAGAGUAGAGACAUUCUGUCUAUCAUGAUACGGAGUAACAAUUUCUCGGAUGAGAACCUCGUGGAUCAACUCCUCACUUUCAUGGCGGCCGGUCACGAAACCACUUCUUCCGCUCUUACCUGGGCAUCACACCUACUCUCCAAGCACCCAGAUAUCCAGGAUCGCCUACGUUACGAGAUCCAUGAGUACAUCCCGGACCCGCAGGCUCUCUCUGAUCCCAAUUUCGAUGUUGCUGAGCUUCUGGAAAGCAUGCCCUAUCUCAAUGGCGUGUGCAACGAGGUCCUCCGCCUAUACCCCACUAUACCGCUCACCGCACGUCUUUCCGUUCGCGACACCACCGUGACCGGCGUUUUCAUCCCAAAGGGUACCAUUGUGUUCGUGGUGCCCUGGGCCGUUAAUCGCAAUCCAGCCCUGUGGGGCGAGGAUGCCGAGGACUUUGUGCCUGAACGCUGGAUCGACAAGGCGACUGGCCGGGCGACAAUGAACGGUGGUGCAGACAGCAACUUUGCCUUUUUGACGUUUCUUCACGGGCCACGUAGCUGCAUUGGUGAGCGAUUCGCGAGGGCUGAGUUGAGGGCGUUGCUGGCCGCCUUCGUUGGCCACUUUGAGAUGGAGAUGGCUGAUCCGAACGAGCGAAUUAUUGUCGGCGGCACAAUCACAAGUAAACCGGUCAACGGAAUGAAACUCAAGCUGAGAUCCAUCAAAUGGGAAGCAUGA
Messenger RNA from Ascochyta rabiei, 1632 nucleotides. RefSeq lists its product as uncharacterized. The record is from RefSeq and is a predicted model, not a curated record. Gene Ontology annotation, molecular function: iron ion binding; monooxygenase activity; oxidoreductase activity, acting on paired donors, with incorporation or reduction of molecular oxygen. NCBI's taxonomy places the organism in Eukaryota, Fungi, Ascomycota, Dothideomycetes, Pleosporales, Didymellaceae. The transcript has a single exon. Bases 1 to 1632 code for a protein of 543 amino acids.